This is a messenger RNA of Aspergillus nidulans FGSC A4, 1413 nucleotides long. RefSeq lists its product as uncharacterized. The record is from RefSeq and is a predicted model, not a curated record. The coding region runs from base 1 to 1413 and encodes 470 amino acids. The transcript is spliced from 12 exons. NCBI's taxonomy places the organism in Eukaryota, Fungi, Ascomycota, Eurotiomycetes, Eurotiales, Aspergillaceae. Gene Ontology annotation, molecular function: dipeptidyl-peptidase activity.
AUGGUUACUGACGGAGGGUUGAAGCUUUUCACAUACUGGUGCUCUGAACUAGGGCUGCUUGGAAUGGCACGCAUGUUAUUCUUCGACAGUGGCGACUGCGACCGCCUCGCCAGCUGGGCGGGCCUUGACUUUCAUGACUUCCAACUGUUUCUAGAUUACGCGGCGACAUUUCUGUCCAAUAUAGGUGAUUACUAUGGCUCUGAUGAUCAGAAGUUUGUGCCUCUGAUUGGCAAAGAGAAGCUGGGGAAAUUAGCUGCCUGUGCUUCUCCACGUGUAGUCGCUCUCUGGGAACAGAUCUGCGUCCCCAUGUUUCAAGAGCCGCCGCUAAGUCUUGGGCCACCAGGCGGACUGAUGCAGAGCUCGUAUUACCAGGGAUACGAGAACUGCGCAUCCUCAUUUCGGGAUAUGCGGCAUUGGCUUUCAGGGUUAUGCAAGAUCUAUCGAUUUCUCCCAGAGAAUACUCGGCUGAGAAGAGCGAGACUGCCUGCGGAAAGAGAAGUCCUAAGUAUCAUACAGGCUUCAGUAGCUGAAACAAGAACGCUAUGCAACGGCAAAAUUAGCGAUACGGUCCAAAGUGACCAAGUUAUCGAGCAUGAGAUGAUUGGUAAACUUCGGGAUAGCUCUAUCACUGGCGACCUUGCAGUUUAUAAAGAGUCCCAGAGCAUAUGGGUGACAAACAAAGCGCCAAAGGUAGAAGCUGCGCUUGGGUUUGUUGAGUCUUACAAAGAUCCACUGGGCGUCCGCAGUCUUGCUUAUUGCUCGAGUAUAAUAUUCCCCGGCAUUAACCUGCCCAACUGCUGCAUGAAAUAUUUGGUCAUGGGACUGGCAAACUCCUCUCAGAGAUAUCCCCGGGCAACUUCAAUUUUGAUCCCAACGACCCUCCGUCAAUUUACAUCACUGGGGAUCCAGUUAAGAACCCGGGCAGACCUGGACCGAACCACUGAUGGACUGCGUGGACUGGAGAACUAUGAUCCUGUUACAAAGAAAUGGAGUCAAGCGCAUAGUCAGGCCCACUACGUGAUAUUCCGGCAUCUCCUCCGCGACAGCCCCAACCUCUAUGCGGUUAAUGUUAUCACGCUUACUCAUAUCGCCGACAUUGCCAGCUGCCGUGACUUCUACGAGUCUCUUUCCAACGCGGACUUCGAAGCUUUAACAUGGACGGACAUAGUUGUUGCAAAGAAGGAUCCGCUCUCCCAGGCAAAUACAUUUACUCGGGGUGAUGCUGUCGAAUUACGAGAAUAUGAGCCAACAGCGGGAGGAGUCAUUCAAAGCUGGGCAGCAAGGGAGAUCCAGGGAGAUCCUGUUCUUCGUGCGCAGAGAAUAGCGUCGUCGAGUAUUUUGAUUUGUUCCAGUAUAGCUUACAGUCACUCAAUACGCCUCUAUUGGCGCGUACACUCGAAAGUCUUCAAGUAG